AUGUCUGCAGGACCAUCACAUGUACAAACCAUGGAAAACUCUACCAUCUCACCCAAAGACACUUUAUUCUUCCAGGAAGCCAUUGCCCUCGCCGAUCAAACUCUCAAAAUCUCCUCCAGUGGGCCUUUAUGCCCAGUUACGAAGAAGACGGCUAACAAACUCAAGGAGUCUUCUCAAGCAGGCCUGUUCCCAGCAUCCAGGAAAGACGAGCUCUACACUACAGAGGACUAUCGCCGCCACGUGCGCGACGACACAAAAGAUCUGCUGGAGUAUUUCGCAGACGAAGCUAAGUACCACGAUCUCAUUACCGAGCUUUGCCAGAUCUUUCGCGAGCAUUAUGUCCUCAGGUACAUGGGCUGUCAUGUGGAUGGCUUGCCGGUGGCGCUUCACAAGCUGUGCGGUGCGAAGAGUAACAACCACUGUAAUCCGACCCCGCCUCCCACUGAGGAGCCAAGUCCCCCACCUGUCCGUCCGCUCCGCCCACUGACCCCGUCAACAGACAUCAUCAAACGAAUCGCACACCUAUUCUGCGAGGACGGAUGGGUUCGCAGUAACGAGCACGGACAAGGGCAUGCCGAUUUCCUCCAAAUCAUCAAAGAAAACACGCCCAGCGGCCGCAGGCAAAGGGACUUCAACCGCUACACGGACAAGCUCCUGCGUGGAGAGUACGACGAAAUGGCCGGCCACCUCCGCCGUGACAGGAACCGUCUCAAGACACGGCUGCACCGCGCAGAGGACGCGAGCCUGCGAUCGGUCUUCAGCGACGCGAUCAACAAGAAGGAGAAGUCCCUGUUCUUGGUGAACAAGUACGUAUUCAAUGGUUACGAUGACCCGUUCUGGAGGGUGUACCCGACAAAGGAGGCGGUAGAGAUGAGCGUGUUCCAGGAUUACUGGGAGCAAAGGCCCAGACGUCGCACUGACGAUGAAGAUGACCCCUUUGGAAUACCUGAUAUGGGUCUCGGGCCAUUUAGUUGGUGA
Molecule: messenger RNA, 978 nt
Organism: Colletotrichum gloeosporioides
Lineage: Eukaryota; Fungi; Ascomycota; Sordariomycetes; Glomerellales; Glomerellaceae
Exons: 2
Coding region: 1-978 (325 amino acids)
Source: RefSeq, a predicted model, not a curated record